Molecule: messenger RNA, 612 nt
Organism: Panicum hallii
Lineage: Eukaryota; Viridiplantae; Streptophyta; Magnoliopsida; Poales; Poaceae
Product: 6,7-dimethyl-8-ribityllumazine synthase, chloroplastic-like
Exons: 7
Coding region: 1-612 (203 amino acids)
Biological process (GO): riboflavin biosynthetic process
Cellular component (GO): riboflavin synthase complex; intracellular anatomical structure
Molecular function (GO): 6,7-dimethyl-8-ribityllumazine synthase activity
Source: RefSeq, a predicted model, not a curated record
AUGGCGGAGAUGGUCGGUUCUGCGGUUGUGGAGGAAACACUGAAGCAGGUCAUGUCUGGUCUGAUUGGUAAGCAGCAGCAUCAAGAGGAUGAAGCGAAACCACAUGCCAUAAAUCUGCAAUCUCUUUCCCUUCCGGAUUGUUCCCGUAAGCCCAUAUCACUCGCGGAACAUGCAACUGCGGAGCCGUCGGCGGAGCCUUUGAUGGAGCCGCUGGCAGAGGUGGUGGAGUAUGCUCUCAUGAUCGGGCAACCUGAGCCGGCGGUGAUAGCGGGGUUGGUGGUGAUGGCUCUUGUUGCUAGUGUUCCUGGAAGCUUUGAAGUUCCUAUAACAGCACAAAAGCUUGGGAAGUCUGGAAAAUUUGAUGCAAUUCUGUGCAUUGGAGCUGUGAUUAGAGGUGACACAACCCACUAUGAUGCUGUUGCAAACUCAGCCGCAUCAGGGGUACUCAAUGCUGGAUUAUCUGCCGGUAUUCCUUGCAUAUUUGGUGUUCUAACCUGUGAAGACAUGGACCAGGCCCUAAACCGGGCUGGUGGCAAGGCUGGAAACAAGGGCGCUGAAGCUGCUAUCACUGCUAUUGAGAUGGCCUCUCUGUUUAGGCAUCACUUAUGCUAA